Molecule: messenger RNA, 2823 nt
Organism: Dermacentor albipictus
Lineage: Eukaryota; Metazoa; Arthropoda; Arachnida; Ixodida; Ixodidae
Gene: O-fut1
Product: O-fucosyltransferase 1
Biological process (GO): protein O-linked glycosylation via fucose; Notch signaling pathway
Molecular function (GO): peptide-O-fucosyltransferase activity
Source: RefSeq, a predicted model, not a curated record
GUGAGCUUGCCGAGCCAGGCCAUGGUCGACAAUGCUUGCUUGACACAGGCCCCAUUUGUCCGCUUGGGUAUUUGCUUGCCUAAAGGCGAACGGUAACGGUUAACUGCAUUUAACACUAUCGCUAUCAAGUCCAUCUGAUGUGCCAGUUACAAGUCAAGGUUGUUUUAUUUUGUAGCCCGAGAAGGUGAUCGAUUGAGUGAGUACGGUGUAUAUUUUGUCACCAUCAAGGUGGAAGAAUAUGUGGUCUCUUUCUAGCAAGACAGCUCUUUUUUCACAGUGUAUCGGUACAAGCUAUGAGUUUGCGACAAGUAAAACCGUAAAACUAGGGCGCCUAUGCACUCCUGUUCGAACUUGUCAUUCGCUGGCUCCUACGUGACACAUCACAACGUGUCCCUACUUACACAUAAGCCCACGCCUACCCCGUCGUUUCACUAAGUUGUUUUAUGGGUGUUUCUACCAGUUUUUAUUCUGGGUGUACUUUCCUUUACGGGGCUAAGGGCAAUGCUAUCUGUGAGCAGCCAAUAAACAUGGCCUCUGAGAUCUCCGCUUUCCGUGCCAAUCUUUGCGGCUGUGAUGCAGUAAAAGUAGAAAAACACACACACAACAUAAACUGAUGGACUAUCAGAAAAUCGCCACUUCAGAUAUAUUUGUUGACUAGAAUCUGGUCAGUCAAUAAGACAGACAGGGCGGCAGACCCGCUCAGUCACACGUUGACGGGUACUCUCAGCACUACACCCGUGCUCGUACUGCUCGUACGGCUCGUGUCGCAAGCACAGUAGGUGAGGCAACCCGUCACCGGUGCCAACACGCAGCAGCCGCGUCCACGAACGGACAAGUUUGAGCAAUGACGCCGGGCGGUUCGCUUGGAGUGCUGACUUUGUGGCUGUCGUUGACAGUGGUCUGUGGCGACAGGAGGGGAUACAUUCUCUAUUGUCCCUGCAUGGGGCGCUUUGGGAACCAGGCUGACCACUUUCUUGGCGCACUGGCCUUCAGCCGAGCACUCGGCCGCACCCUAGUCCUUCCGCCAUGGGUGGAAUAUCACCCAGGGGAACCCAAGUCCGUGCAGGUGCCCUUUGACACAUACUUCAAGGUGGAACCGCUGACCAAGUACCACCGGGUGAUCAUCAUGGAGCGGUUCAUGAAAGAUUUGGCACCCUCCAUUUGGCCUCCAGGAAACCGCACUGUGUUCUGCUACCAAGUCCGUGCACUGGGCCAGGGCUGCCAGGCCAAGGAGGGCAAUCCGUUUGGACCCUUCUGGGACACGUUUGGUGUGGAAUUUGAUAAGUCUGAGUUCUACAUGCCUCUCCAGUACGAUAUCCACCACCAUGACAUGGCGCGCAAGUGGAAGGAGAAAUAUCCGGCCGACAGGUACCUGGUGUUGGCGUUUGUGGGCGCACCAGCCACCUUCCCCGUGCAGAAGGAGAACCUGGCACUGCAGUCGUACCUUGUGUGGAGUGACACAGUCCUGAACAUGGCUCGCCACUUCAUCCGCACUAGCCUGCGUGUGCCCUUUGUUGGCAUUCACCUGCGCAAUGGCAUCGAUUGGGUGCGUGCCUGUGAACACUUGGAGUCAAGUCCACUGCUCUUCUCGGCACCUCAGUGCGUGGGCUACAUGGGAGAGCGAGGCCCACUGCCUACAUUAGCCUGCCUUCCCACACCCGAGGUCGUCACACAGCAGGCAGUGGCCAUACAGCGCGAGCCCAGUGAUCCACAUGUGGACCUGGCCAUUCUGGGCCUGUCCAACCACUUCGUGGGCAACUGUGUGUCAUCAUUCAGUGCCUUUGUCAAGCGCCACCGUGACGUGAAUGGCCUCCCCUCUUCCUUCUGGGCCUUCCAGCCGUUGGCCGGUGAUGGAGGCAUGAGUGCCAGUGAGCGCAUUCACCAGGAAUUGUGAUCGAUGCUAGCACGUUUAGUGGGAGUUGCAGCUCUGCAGAAAGGUUCGCCCGAUUGCGAGCUGCUGUUCUAAAUCAAAGCUGUGGUAAUUUUGAGUUACGAGUGUUGCGAAAUAGGAUUUACUGGUACCAAAUUCAGACAGGACAGCAGAAGAUACUUAUAGAACAAAUGCUGAACUAGCAUCCUUCACACCUGUGAAUGAGGCAUGAAUUGUGCUGUCUUUUCUCGAUUUGGUGCCAGUGAUUUAUGCUUCACAAUAGCCAUUGUUAUACAGGGAGAUCUCACAAACGAGAACUGACGCACAUUUACCAAGCUGGUGGUCACCACAGUGGCCGAACAAAUCUUGUUGUCCGAGCGUUGGCACCAUUAGGUUUAUGCUGGCUUAAAGUCGAUGAAACUUGUUGACCAGUCCAGACACACAUGUGCUCCAGAAAGAGUACACUGAUUCACUGCUUUUGCUGCAAUGUGCUGUUUUCCCCAGGUUUCUGUGUGUAAUUACCUACUUGCUUUCAACAGUGUGCAGCAUUAUACUGAACUGAUUGUAAGGUACAGAGCUACUGUAUAUAUGUUACCCCAGAAAGCAGAGUUGCUUGCAAGUCUGCGACCUUGCAUGCAAAAUGAACCAAGGUUGUGAGGGAAGCCACACUCCAUAUUCGUAGGAGCCAAGCUCGUUGCAACACAGUGACAGUGGUCAACACCGCGCAAUGUACCCAUUUUAUCUGGGACACUCAAGAACCACUUUAUUAUUAACUAAACACGCCCGAUAUAUGUCAUUUGUUCAACUCCUUCAUAAUUAAUAGAAAAUUACCAUUGCAUGUGCCGAAACAUCACCUAGUGAAUUGAUUCUUUGUAGCACACUGUGGGGGUGCCACCCACAGUGUGCACAUGGCAAUCAGCAAUCCUAAUAAAUUUCAUUUUUUUGGCUGAUGA